Molecule: messenger RNA, 2310 nt
Organism: Vigna angularis (adzuki bean)
Lineage: Eukaryota; Viridiplantae; Streptophyta; Magnoliopsida; Fabales; Fabaceae
Product: ankyrin repeat-containing protein At2g01680
Exons: 3
Coding region: 463-2052 (529 amino acids)
Cellular component (GO): plasma membrane
Molecular function (GO): protein phosphatase 1 binding; protein phosphatase regulator activity
Source: RefSeq, a predicted model, not a curated record
CACACGUAACAGUGGUAGAGUCUAGUGGUGUUGUCGCAUUGUGAAAGUCAAUGGCAUCACCCACUUGGAUUUUCUGUGCAAAUGCAAAUAUUUCUCUUUCUAUCUUCUCAACUCAAGAUCACUCAUUUAUCACUAAUUAAUUAAAGAUAAACACAAGCCAAUAAAGAAAUAAAUCCACUCCAAACAAAUAAUUGAGUGCAAGCAACAAAGAAUCGCAUUCACAAUCACCCUUUCUCUGUGUGCGCACCAUCCAUUCAUCCAUUCCUCUAUAUCCCUUUCUCUACCUUCUCUCUCUCCAUCUCUAUCUCCAUCAGAGAAAAAUAAUAUUAAAGUUUUGAAUUUCAGCUUUUCUGCAACUGGGUUUGUACAUGGAAGGUAGCUGAAACAGUGAAAUAACAACUGCUCUGUUUUUGUUUUUUGUUUGUUGAAUUGAGAGGAGAGAGAGAGAGAGAGAGAAAGUGCAUGAUGGAGUCAAAGGGUGUGCGGUUCUUAGCGUACCAAUCAAUAUUUUCGAGUGUUGGAUCUGGGGACUUUGAUGGGGUGAAGAAACUGGUGGAGAAAGUGAAGAACGAAGAAGGGUCAUCUCUCUCUGAUGUGAUGUCUCUUCAGAACGAUGCUGGAGAAAGUGCACUUUACAUCGCUGCAGAGAAUAAUCUGCAAGAGAUUUUCAGCUACUUGCUCAACUCGUGUGACUUUGAAGCCGUCAAGAUUCGCUCCAAGUCUGACAUGAACGCCUUUCAUGUUGCUGCCAAACGUGGUCAUCUAGAUAUUGUGAGGGAGCUUUUGAGUACUUGGCCUGAGGUCUGCAAUUUAUGCGACUCCUCAAAUACCAGUCCUCUAUAUUCUGCUGCAGUUCAAGACCACUUGGAUGUGGUGAAUGCCAUCUUGGAUGUUGAUGUCAGUUCAAUGUUUAUUGUUAGGAAAAACGGAAAAACUUCGUUGCACAAUGCUGCUCGAUAUGGCGUGGUUCGUAUUGUAAAAGCACUUAUUGCUCGGGAUCCAGGAAUUGUAUGCAUAAAAGAUAAAAAAGGUCAAACUGCACUUCAUAUGGCUGUCAAAGGACAGUGUACUUCAGUGGUGGAGGAGAUAUUACUUGCUGAUUCUUCUAUAUUGAAUGAGCGAGAUAAAAAGGGCAAUACAGCUCUUCACAUGGCUACAAGGAAAUGCCGUUCACAGAUAGUGAUCCUUUUGCUAAGCUAUUCUGCCGUGGAUGUUAAUGCCAUCAACAAGCAGCAGGAAACAGCGUUGGAUUUGGCAGAUAAACUGCCAUACGGAGAUUCAGCUUUGGAAAUCCAAGAAGCACUUGCAGAAUACGGAGCGAAGCAUGCAAGACAUGUUGGACAAGUAGACGAAGCGAUGGAGCUUAAAAGAACAGUGAGUGACAUAAAACAUGAGGUGCAGUCACAACUUAUACAAAACGAAACAACUCGUCGACGGGUUUCUGGAAUUGCCAAGGAACUGAAGAAACUUCAUAGAGAGGCAGUUCAAAACACCAUUAAUUCUGUCACAGUGGUUGCUGUUCUUUUUGCCUCAAUAGCCUUCUUGGCCAUCUUCAAUUUGCCGGGACAAUAUCAAGUGCAACCCGGAGAAGAGAUUGGAAAAGCUAAGAUAGCCGAUCAUCUUAGUUUCCAAGUUUUUUGCUUUCUGAAUUCCACGUCCCUUUUCAUUUCUCUUGCAGUUGUCGUAGUUCAAAUCACUUUGGUGGCUUGGGACACAAGGGCUCAAAAGCAGCUUGUGUCAGUGGUUAACAAGUUGAUGUGGGCUGCAUGUGCUUGCACUUGUGGUGCUUUUCUAGCCAUAGCUUUUGAGGUUGUUGGAGGGAAAACGUGGAUGGCUAUCACCAUAACCCUUUUGGGAGUACCUAUUCUAGUAGGGACUCUGUUAAGCAUGUCCUACUUUGUUUUUCGACAACAUUUCGGUAUUUUCCGCAGUGAUUCCCAGAGACGCAUCAAGAGAGCAAGUGGAAGCAAAUCUUUUUCAUGGUCUUACUCUGCAAAUAUAUCAGACUUGGAUGAAUACGAUUCUGACAUUGAGAAGAUCUAUGCACUGUGAAACCAAGGAUUAUAGUUACCACACAACAUACGAGCAAUGUUUCAACCUUUUAACUGAAACUGACAUCCCCUGCUACGUAUGACCAUGUUUUCUCACUGGGAUUUUGUCAUUCUUCUUGAGUUUGCAGUUUUUCGUUUCAGGCUGUACUGCUAGGCAUAUCGGUUGGGUAGUAUGUUAUUAUAAUCAAUAAUCAGCUCUUGUAGAUUUAUGUAUAUGUAAUAAAAAAAAUCCAGAAAGAAUAGUCCUAUACGGUGUAAA